Oncorhynchus gorbuscha (pink salmon) is the source of this 1617-nucleotide messenger RNA. It is a transcript of the gene gnptg, whose product is annotated as N-acetylglucosamine-1-phosphate transferase subunit gamma. The record is from RefSeq and is a predicted model, not a curated record. The coding region runs from base 95 to 1006 and encodes 303 amino acids. NCBI's taxonomy places the organism in Eukaryota, Metazoa, Chordata, Actinopteri, Salmoniformes, Salmonidae. Gene Ontology annotation, cellular component: Golgi apparatus. The transcript is spliced from 11 exons.
UCCCUAAUGGUCACGUGGCCACUACUUGUAAAACAAACAAAGAAUAGCCACGGAUUAUAUAGCUAGUAAAGAAGUAAAUGAAAGUCCACUAAUAAUGUAUUAUACAUCUACUAGAAUACUACAUUUACUAUGGAUAUAUCUGCUCUGUCUUACCCUGCUGAGCCCCUAUUCAUUUGCUGGUAAAAUGAAGAUUGUUGAGGAACCAAAUACAUUUGGGCUCAACAAUCCCUUUUUGGCCCAAGGAAGUAGACUCCAGCCCAAGGUGACUCCAGGCCCAGUGUCAGGACCAGCACAUCUCCGCCGACUAGCAGGAAAGUGCUUCAGUUACAUAGAGUCCACGUAUAAAUAUGAAUUCUGUCCAUUCCACAACAUCACCCAGCAUGAGCAGUCAUUCAGGUGGAACGCUUACAGUGGCAUACUGGGAAUCUGGCAGGAGUGGGAGAUUGUGAACAACACCUUUUUGGCCAUGUGGAUGAGAGAGGGAGAUGCCUGUGGGAAUAAAAAUAGGCAAACAAAGGUCAUUCUGACCUGCGGUGGAAGUAGCAAGUUGGCUCAAGUGUCAGAGCCCACUACCUGUGUGUAUUCUCUAAGCUUUGAGACCCCACUUGUAUGCCACCCACAUUCUCUCUUAGUGUACCCAACUCUGAGUGACAAGCUGCAGAUGGAAUGGGAUGAAAUCGAACAGGCCCGCUAUGAGAACCUCAUUACUGAGCAGGGCUACAAUAAUCUACUGAGGGAUAUUUUUGAGGAUGCUGGUUUCCUAAAGAACCAAAAGGUAAAGGAGAAGCCGGAUAUCACAACUACCUCAAAGACGCAUGAUUCCUUGCAGAAGUGCAAUGAGGAUGUCCGUAAACAGAGGGAAGAGAUUGAGAGAUUGCAAGGUCUCCUCACUCAACACAACAUUCCCCAUGAGUCAAAAGCAGCUAAGGCGAAGAUUCCAGUGAGUGUGACUGUGCAAAAUCGGCACCUGAGAGGGGACAACGGCCUCAUCGCAGACCUACUCUGAGGAUUCCAGACAUUUACACAAAAUAUUGCAGGCCACUAACUGAACAGCAGAGAAGGCAGAUGUCACACAAUAAACAUGGCAAUUACACAUUAGAGAAUUCAAGUUAAAAAAAAAAAAAGUUUAUUCUAAAUACAAUUUUAGAUAAACAACCAUGUUUUCUUGACUGUGAGGUGUAUCUGUACUCCCCAAUGGCAUAGCUACAUCCUUAGAAUAUUUAUUUUUCAACUCUAUUGUCUGUCUGGACAGAAAUCAUACAUACCUCUGCUAUCAAAGGAAGUACACUGAAGAUGUAAAUUGUUUGAUCCAGAAAAUACAUUUAAGAAAAUGAAAAGUUACAGCCUUGAGCUAGGCAAGUCAGGUAAGAACAAAUUGUUAUUUACAAUGACUGCCUUCCCUGGCCAAACCCUCCCCUAACCCGGAUGACGCUGGGCCAAUUGUGCGCAGCCCUAUGGGACUCCCGAUCACAGCCAGUUGUGAUACAGCCCGGGAUCGAACCAGGGUUUGUAGUGAUGCCUCUAGCACUGAGAUGCAGUGCCUUAGACUGCUGUGCCACUCGGGACCCCAAAUGCCAAUUAUUUUGUCAUAUGACAUUAAAAAGGUGCUUAAACAGG